GAAUGAAAGUUCUGAAUCAAUAAUGAAAGAUAAUCUUGACGUUAAGAAAGACGAAUCUCCGAUUCAUAACACUACAACAAUUCUUUCUGAAAUUCUGAAUUAUGAAGCACAGAUCAACAAUCUCGCUGAUGAUUCCACUAAAAAUAAUAAAGAUCAAAAUUUGAAAUUUAUAAAUAACAACUCAAUGGUUAAUAAAAAAGCUGACUAUAAAGUGGUAGGAGAUGAAGUGUUGAAUAAUGAAGGAAAUGAUUUUGACAUUCCUCUCAAUUAUCUAGAGAAGAACCCAAAAAUCAACUCACAUAUAUCAUACAUUACAAAGAGAGACCCAUCUAAUCUUUUUUGCACCUCUCAAGUAUACACAAGCACACCACUUUUGGAUCAUUCAUAUGCUAAACUAAUAUCAAGUUCUGCAGAGAUAUUAUUGGAAGAUAUUGGAAGUUUAGACGAAGAACGUGAUUCACCAACUAAUGGAGAAGAAAAAAGAAGACUGAAGCCCGAGAAUCAGGAAAAAGGGAACAAUGACCAGAAUUUAAUCGCCCCCGCAUCCAAAAAAUGAUAUUUUGUGUAAUGAGGAAAUUGUGAGGAAGAACGUGGGAAAAGUCAAGAAUAGCGAAAAACAUGAAAUAGAAGGCAAAAAAUGAUUUCAAAUGGUUUUUAUUUUCGACCCUACCCUGAAAUCAAAUUACUGAAUGAGAGGAAAACGUCACGGAAAAAAGGAUUUUUGUUACCCAAUGGAUCAAUCUGCAGUUUAAUACAAAUUAAGAAUGCCCAAUAUCUAUGGAAUUUUAAUAAUGAAAAAUUUAAAAAUAUGCCAAUUCAACGCAAUGGAAUUAAAGUUUACGUAAAAAACACCUGUGGGUUUGAUGCACUUGUACACAUCGUACAGUUUUCUGCCCUGGAUAACCCAACGUAUCAUUCAUAUAUAGAAAAUUCAGCCAACACUACAUUGCAAUUAAUCUUCAAUUUUAUGAAAACAGGACUCACUAGUCAAAUUUUAUUAGAUCGCUUGAAAAUUUUUAAUCAAUUUCAUACCAUUGCAAAAGAUCCGAACUCCAUUUCUCUUUCUCCGUAUUUUCUUGAUGCAGAGACUUUUAUAACACGUGCAUGGAGCAAUUUUCUUGACAGUGAGCCCAGUGGAUUUAAAACCUAUCAGUGCAGCAAUAAGGAUUGCAUCGGAAAA
Messenger RNA from Solenopsis invicta (red fire ant), 1180 nucleotides. RefSeq lists its product as uncharacterized. The record is from RefSeq and is a predicted model, not a curated record. The transcript has 2 exons. Lineage: Eukaryota; Metazoa; Arthropoda; Insecta; Hymenoptera; Formicidae. The coding region runs from base 23 to 556 and encodes 177 amino acids.